Molecule: messenger RNA, 1238 nt
Organism: Dermacentor andersoni
Lineage: Eukaryota; Metazoa; Arthropoda; Arachnida; Ixodida; Ixodidae
Product: dehydrogenase/reductase SDR family member 7-like
Source: RefSeq, a predicted model, not a curated record
CGCGGCGCGGCAUCUGAGCGGCUUUUUGUGCGCGCGUGCCAGUCUAUCCCUCGCUGCUCGUGGUCGUGCGCCGGCUGCUGCGGCCAUCAUGCUGUGCUGUGCGGCCCUCGGCAUCGCCGCACUGGGCGUCGCCGCCCUCGCUGCUGUCGCCUACUGGUUUCGCUACUACACCGAUGCCUGCUGGAGUCUCAUCUUUGCCGAGCACUUCGGCACCUCGCCGGCAACCCUCAGGCGCCAGGUAGCGUGGAUCACCGGUGCCGGAAGCGGCCUGGGCCGUGCGACGGCACUCGAACUCGCCUCUCAUGGCGUUAAAGUUGUUCUCUCCGACGUCGACGAGCAGGCCGUCGAAGACGUCAAGUACACGCUCGUAGCGCAGGAGCUUCUGAGCGAAAGAGACGUGCUGGUCCUUUCCAUGGACGUGACCAAGUUCGACGAGCACCCCAAGCUCUUCGAGAAGGUGCUCGAGAGGUUCGGCCGCCUCGACAUCCUCGUCAACUGCGCGGGUCGUUCCCAGUCCGCCCGGUUCCAGGACAUCAGCAUGGAGGUCCACAAGGCCAUGUUUGAGCUGAACGUGUUCAGCCACGUGCACCUGACUCAGACAGUGAUUCCACACUGGCUAGAGCGGAGGAGCGGUCACGUGGUCGUCAUCACCAGCGUCGCCUCCAAGAUCGCGCUACCCGACUCGGCCACAUACAACGCGACCAAGGCGGCUUUGCACGGUUACUUCGAAGGCCUGUGGUCCGAGGUGUUCGACAAGGGAAUCAACGUAACUCUGGUCUGUCCUGGACCCGUGGCCACGCCCAUCCGCCAGAAGUGCUUUAGCGACGUGCUGGGAAAGACCGAGAGCUUCAAACCGGCGCCGGCGGGCAAGAGCAACAAGAUGGCGCCCAGCCGUGCCGCGCAGCUCAUCGUGCUCGCGGUGGCCAACAAGCUCGACGAGAUCUGGUUCGGCCCGCAGCCGUUUGUCGUGUACGCCUACCUGGCCCAGUACUUCCCCACAAUAUUCAGGAGGCGCGUCGUUCCGUCGAUCUACCAGAAGGACCACAUUGCGAAGUUGCGCGAUGGCUGAGCCAUGGGACUUUGUUAAUGUUUUCAAUCUGUGUCAAUCAUUCCAUUCGCCAAAGAGAAUGCGGAUGGUUUAGAACCCGCCUCCAGAGCACCUUGAUAAGAGUUCACCGCGCGUAAUUAACGUUGUGUAAAUAAAGAAUAGCUUGCGUAAGAAAGCUACAAGUAAUCAA